UACACUUGGUAUAGUUAAAUACAACAAAUUAUUUCGUGGAAUAUUCUACAUCCAAGUUAACAUGGCGUGAAGGCAGUAAACAUAGAUUAACAUUUUAUGGACGAAACAGGUUCUUCCUCUCGUCUUACCUAUUUACUCUGCUGUUUGAAAACCAAAUGCCUGCCGAAUGAGGAAAUAAUAUUGAUGGACUCUGAUAAAGAGGAUGAAUCAAGCGUAGACACUUCGGGUGUGACGACUGGUGUGAGUAAAGUGAUUGUAAAUGAACCAGUGAGAGGGCAACGCUCGGACCACGAUACCAACAACAAAACAAUAAACAUGCCGCUACCCGGCAACAUGGCCAUCCGGCCAAUAGGAAAGCGGUUCUUGAGUCACGUGUUUAGCCGUCAACCAAUGAGCGAGCAAUCUAUAGUCUCCAACUGUACUGUGACGGGGGAUCACGAACACCAGAUUCAAUCCCACGACAAAUCCCGUAAUGUUGACCUUGGAAUAUCUAAAAAUGGUGGAGUACAUGUAUCAAACCGGCGUCGGGUCCAGUGGUUAGAGGAGGUAAGAGUCGUCCAUGUCCAGUAUAGAGAGGACGGUGGCAGCGAGAUAUGUGGAGUCAGCAGGGAGAAACUCAGAGAUCCUUGUUCCACUUACGUACCGUACAGAGCAUCCUCCCAUGAGCGUCUCCAUCCUGAUACUAAAUAUUUUUGUGCUAAAUAAACUACACGUUGUAUUAACUA
Homalodisca vitripennis (glassy-winged sharpshooter) is the source of this 725-nucleotide messenger RNA. RefSeq lists its product as uncharacterized. The transcript is spliced from 3 exons. Lineage: Eukaryota; Metazoa; Arthropoda; Insecta; Hemiptera; Cicadellidae. The record is from RefSeq and is a predicted model, not a curated record. Bases 97 to 705 code for a protein of 202 amino acids.